AUGGCUUCCGUUAUGCAGGUCAAUGACCUCCCUCUUCCCAUUCUUCCUGAGGGAUGGAGUGCCGAGAAGGACUUCAAGGCCGUUGGGAAACUGUCUGGUGCCGUGCAACGCAGCAUCGAGCCCGUCGGCCCUCAUUUCCUGGCUCACGCCCGCCGAGCUCGUCACAAGCGCACUUUCUCCGAGGACGAUCGUAUCCAGGCCCAGGAGAGUGCCAAGAAAGUCGAAGAUGGGGAUGAAAGCGAGGAGAGCGAGCCCGAGGAUCCCAUGAUGCUGCAGCGAGAGGCCAAGGACUGGAAGACCCAAGACCACUACAAGAUAAUGGGCCUUUCCAAGUACCGCUGGAAGGCUACUGAGGACCAGAUCAAAAAGGCCCAUCGCAAGAAGGUCCUCAAGCACCACCCGGACAAGAAGGCCGCCCAGGGUCGUACCGAAGACGACCAAUUCUUCAAGUGUAUCCAAAAAGCCACCGAGGUUCUCCUUGAUCCUGUCAAGCGCCGCCAAUACGACUCCGUUGACGAGGAAGCCGAUGUUGAACCCCCCACCAAGAAGCAGCUCCAAAAGGGCGAUUUUUACAAGCUCUGGGGCAAGGUCUUCAAGUCUGAGGGUAGAUUCUCCAAGACUCACCCGGUGCCUACGUUCGGUAACGCCGACUCCACCAAAGAGCAUGUUGAAGACUUCUACAACUUUUGGUACAACUUUGAUUCGUGGCGCAGCUUCGAGUAUCUUGAUGAGGAUGUCCCCGAUGACAACGAAAAUCGUGACCAGAAGCGUCACGUUGAGCGGAAGAAUGCCAAUGCUCGCAAGAAGAAGAAGGCCGAAGAUAACGCGCGUCUUCGAAAGCUACUGGACGAAGCAUCUGCCGGUGACGAGCGUAUCAAGCGCUUCAGACAGGAAGCCAAUGCCACCAAGAACAAGAAGCGUCUGGAAAAAGAGGCGGCUGAGAAGAAGGCCGUCGAGGAAGCCAAGGCCAAGAAAGAGGCCGAGGAAAAGGCCAAGGCUGAGGCUGACGCUGCCGCCAAGGCCGGCCGCGAUUCUGCAAAGAAGGCCAAGGAGGCAGCUAAGAACGCCGUAAAGAAGAACAAGCGCGUGCUCAAGGGUUCCGUCAAGGAUGCCAACUACUUUGCCACGGGCGGAGAUCCUUCAGCUGCCCAAAUCGACGCUGUUUUGGGAGAUGUCGAGCUUGUGCAGGGGAAGAUUGACCCCGACGAGAUUGCCGCCCUGGCUGAGAAGCUCAAUGGUCUCAGCAUGGCUGACAAGAUCAAGGCCGUUUGGAGCGGUGAGGUCAAAAGACUUGUUGAUGCGGGCAAGCUAAAGGAUGGCGAAGCUAAGACCCUGGUGUGA
This is a messenger RNA of Metarhizium album ARSEF 1941, 1341 nucleotides long. Its product is annotated as Heat shock protein DnaJ. The transcript has 2 exons. Bases 1 to 1341 code for a protein of 446 amino acids. Gene Ontology annotation, molecular function: Hsp70 protein binding; ribosome binding. Gene Ontology annotation, cellular component: cytosol. NCBI's taxonomy places the organism in Eukaryota, Fungi, Ascomycota, Sordariomycetes, Hypocreales, Clavicipitaceae. Gene Ontology annotation, biological process: regulation of translational fidelity; 'de novo' cotranslational protein folding. The record is from RefSeq and is a predicted model, not a curated record.